This is a messenger RNA of Paramecium tetraurelia, 315 nucleotides long. RefSeq lists its product as uncharacterized. The record is from RefSeq and is a predicted model, not a curated record. The transcript has a single exon. Lineage: Eukaryota; Ciliophora; Oligohymenophorea; Peniculida; Parameciidae.
AUGUCGUUACUUUAAAAGUUUACAAAGUUAUUCAAAUCGAAGGAUGAAAUGCUAGAAUCAUUGGGAAUUUUAUUGAAACCUAAGUCUCAAAAGGAUUUUGAUGUGGCUUGUGAAUAUUUUGGAUCUUUAAUGAAGAGAUACCCAGCAGUUGUUUUCAAUCUCUUAAGAUCAAAAGAAAAUGUGGAGAGUUACUAACCUAAGGCAGAGCAUCUAUUGAAUUUAUUAUUCGUAAUUCAUGCCAACAUUUCUGAUGAUUCAGUGUGUGGAUAGUUAAGAGGACCUCCAAUUUAUUGGUUAGAUAAACUAAUAGACUGA